CUAGGGAGAGGUUUUCACACCCUUUAUAAAGAAUGUUUCGUUCUCCUCCCCAAUCGAUGUAGGAUCUCAUAGUUUGUCUCUAGAUGACUAAAAGAAUGGGGUCCUAUGACCUGCUAGGGAAAAGAAGAGAUGUAAAGCACAAAGGAAGGAAUGUUGUUUGGUCAGUUGCAAUUGACAUGUGCCUCAUUGAAGUCCUUGCUAUGCAGGCCAGAAAUGGGAAUAUAAUGAACAGAUGCUUCAAUGUCAAUAGUCUUCUUAAGUUUAAAUUGAACAACCAGAAAGUUAUCAAUAAUCAAAAGCUUUUAGCAGCCUUUAAUCAGAAUGUCGCCUUUCCACCAUCCUCGACCUAUCUUCACUUCUUUGGAUCAAGAAAUAGGUGUACCAUUUCUUAUAAGGGCACACGCCCAUGUGAGACGACUCCGAGGGAAUUGCUCGAGUCGAUGGGCACAAACGAAGAUUGAAAACUAUCCACUGCAAAUCGGAAACUCAGAGACGAGUGCAUCAUUUCACUCCUCCAGCUCGAAAGAUCAAAUCGAAACAGAAUCCGUACACUAGACCGUUCGAAUAUGCAGAACUGCCCAAUAGUAGUCAUGACCCUCCACCAAACAACCCGCCUAGACAACAUUCGAAAAGGCCAUGAGCAUCUAAGCCUCUACUGCUAACAUAUAUUUGUCGUCUAACAAUCCAAGCCCACUGCUAAUAGAUAUUGUCCGCUUUAGCUCGUUACGUAUCGUCAUCAGCCUCACGAUUUUUAAAACACGUCUGCUAAAGAGAGGUUUCCACACCUUUAUAAGGAAGGGGACCUCAACGUCCUUGCCAGCAACCGCCCAAUGUCUGGUCGAUACAAUGAAACUAAGCAAACAUACAUACAAUAGAUGCCAAUGAACUCUUAAAAGCUGUGAUGAAAGGUGAUGAAAGGUUGAUGCUGUGGAGGAGGCCAAACAGAUGUAUGCAGCCGAGUAUUUGAACACAUAUCCAAUUAAAUCCCGAGCGCUCAACUCUCGAAUUAGGUUAAUAUACUACUCGUUUCAAUGAUCAAUGAUUUGAUUCUUAUAUAUCAUUUGAAAUUAUAUCGAACUUUUGUAUUUCUA
This is a messenger RNA of Cucurbita moschata (crookneck pumpkin), 1091 nucleotides long. RefSeq lists its product as uncharacterized. The record is from RefSeq and is a predicted model, not a curated record. The transcript has 4 exons. The coding region runs from base 84 to 461 and encodes 125 amino acids. NCBI's taxonomy places the organism in Eukaryota, Viridiplantae, Streptophyta, Magnoliopsida, Cucurbitales, Cucurbitaceae.